This is a messenger RNA of Olea europaea var. sylvestris, 2869 nucleotides long. RefSeq names its product sphingoid long-chain bases kinase 1. The record is from RefSeq and is a predicted model, not a curated record. Lineage: Eukaryota; Viridiplantae; Streptophyta; Magnoliopsida; Lamiales; Oleaceae. Gene Ontology annotation, cellular component: membrane; intracellular membrane-bounded organelle; cytoplasm. Gene Ontology annotation, molecular function: kinase activity. The transcript has 9 exons. Gene Ontology annotation, biological process: sphingosine biosynthetic process. The coding region runs from base 344 to 2578 and encodes 744 amino acids.
GAAAUUUUAAAAGACAGAAAUAUCAGCUGCUCAAUUUCUCUCACUUCUCCGACCGUCCCAACCCUCUCCCACGCGCCCACCACUCACCAUCCGCCAGCCACCGAUCUCUGACGCCGUUAAUCUCUGCUGGCGUAACUACUUCAAUCACCACCUCCGUUGACUUUCUUAUGUUCCCUUUCAAGACAAAAAGGCAAGUCCAUCCACGGUAAACAGGCGCAUAGGCUGCUUAUUAUGGUAGAUUUUUGUCUGGAUCCUGGAUCAUUUGCUCCUGAGCUUCCAGGAAAUCUGUACUGUUAGAUAUUCCCUUUUUGUCCACAAAUCACCAUUUUUUACCGUGAACAAUAUGCAAAAUAGUGGGAGUCCAUCAAAGAAUAGUUCUUUGAGAUUGAAAUCUCAGCAGUCUCUUCGUCGUCUGGGGCUUUGUUCUCAAAUAGCAAACAGACAGCAAACAUCCCCAGUCGUCUUUCCAGAAAAACGCAGUAGAGGAAAGACUGCUAAAGGAGGUGGCAUUGGUAACAAAAAUGAGGAUCCUAAGAAUGCUAAAAGUGGGGAACACAGGAUUGAUAUUAAAUAUGAACAGUCUGAUUUGCUAGGAUAUGAAGUAUUUACUGGAAAACUGGCUUUGGACAAAAAGAAAUACAAUGAGAAUGCCGAGGCACAAACAUCUAAAGAGAAUGCUAGCCUGGAUGCUGUUGAUGCUAAACUGACAAGCAAGGCAUUGGUUUGGGGUUCGAAGAUGUUGCCCCUUGAAGAUGUGAUUUCGUUAUCACACUGUGUUGGACUAAGGCAUUUUACAGUGCAUGCAUAUCCCUAUCAAAAAGGUUCAUGUGGCAUUUUUAUGAGACGUGGGAAAAGUCGGAAAGACUAUCGCUUUGUAGCUUCUACCUCCGAAGAUGCACUUCAAUGGGUUAAUGCAUUUGCAGAUCAGCAGUGCUAUGUGAAUUGUUUGCCUCAUCCUAUGGCUUCUAAGAAGCAGGGUUCAGAUUCUAUUUUCAACGAAUUCCCUCCUGAGUCAUAUAUCAGAUGUAAAAAUCCGCCGAAAAUGCUUGUAAUUUUAAAUCCUCGGUCUGGACGUGGACGCUCAAGUAAAGUAUUCCAUGGCUUGGUUGAACCUAUAUUCAAACUUGCUGGGUUUGAGUUAGAGGUGGUAAAAACAACAUCUGCUGGUCAUGCUAAGAAACUUGCAGCCAGUGUAGACUUCAGAACAUGCCCUGAUGGUAUUAUCUGUGUUGGAGGUGAUGGAAUCGUGAAUGAGGUUUUGAACGGUUUACUUAGUAGAGACAACCAAAAGGAAGCAAUUUCAAUCCCAAUUGGAAUUAUUCCUGCUGGUUCUGAUAAUUCUCUAGUCUGGACCGUCCUUGGGGUUAGAGAUCCAGUAUCUGCUGCAAUAGCUAUAGUUAAGGGAGGUCUUACUGCCACUGAUGUUUUUGCUGUGGAGUGGAUCCACUCGGGGGCCAUUCACUUUGGGACGACGGUUACAUACUUUGGUUUUGUUAGUGAUGUUUUGGAACUUUCUGAGAAACAUCAGAAACGAUUUGGUCCAUUACGUUACUUUGUUGCCGGAUUUCUCAAAUUCUUAUGCUUGCCAAAAUAUAGUUAUGGAGUGGAGUAUCUUCCAGCCGCGAGUGAAGCUGGGGAGGGAAAAGUAUCACCUGACCUCAAAGUUGUAGACAUGUCGGAGCUCUACACAGAUAUUAUGAGAAGAUCAAGCAAGGAAGGCCUUCCUCGUGCCUCUAGUCUAUCAAGUAUUGAUUCAAUAAUGACCCCAAGUCGAAUGUCUGAGGCAGGCUUGGAUACUACCUGUAGCAGCACUGAGCCAUCCGAGUAUGUGCGUGCCAGAGAUCCAAAGUCAAAACGUCUAUCAGCCGGAAGAAGCAAAUUGACUGCCGACCCAGAGGUUGUCCAUCCUCAGCUACCUCAUUCAGUUACUCCUAGUGGGGCCAGGACCAGGUCAAAAUCGACGGCAGAUAAAGGACGGACCGGAUUGACUGUCACCGUCGAUCCAUAUAGGUCCUCCUGGGGAAAUACAGACAAAGAGGAUAUUUCAUCAACAAUGUCAGAUCCUGGGCCAAUAUGGGAUGCUGAGCCCAGAUGGGACACAGAGCCUAACUGGGAUGUGGAAAAUCCUAUUGAAUUACCUGGGCGAUCAGAGGACUCUGUAGACGGUGAAAAGAAGGAAACUGUACAAAAAUCUGAAGAAAAUUGGAUUGUCACUAAAGGUCAUCUUCUUGGUGUCUUGGUAUGCAAUCACUCGUGUAAAACUGUUCAAAGUUUGAGUUCUCAGGUGGUGGCCCCAAAGGCAGAAUAUGACGACAACACCUUGGAUUUGUUAUUGGUUCGUGGAACUGGACGGCUGAGGCUGUUGAGAUUCUUCUUAUGUCUGCAAAUGGGUAGACACCUUUCGCUGCCUUAUGUUGAAUAUGUUAAGGUCAAGUCAGUCAAGAUUAAACCUGGAAAGCGCACACACAAGGGCUGUGGCAUUGAUGGUGAACUUUUCCCUGUGGAUGGGCAACUGAUGUGUUCCUUACUUCCAGAACAGUGUAGACUUAUUGGCCGAGCACCCGGUUCUAAUAAAUGACUGCUGCAGUAUGAAGAGGCAAGACGAGAAGGCAAUAGCGUAUCUUGAGAAAUCAUUCCCCACGCCUGGUAAUCCUUAAUGCUGUUGCCUUUUCUUUUUUACGAACUAUUAGGUCCUUGUAAAUUUUGUUGAUGUUUUCGUUGCUUCAUUCUUUUUAAAUUAUGGUUCGUUACAUCUACUGGUAUUAUGUUGAUGCUGUUUUUGUAUGGUAUGUGACCGACAAGCUUGUAUUGUGAAGCAAGAAUAUAUUACUUUUCGGGAAAUUAAUUAGUGAGUUUCACGUUUAAUUAA